CAUCUUUCAGCUGUAGACCUUCCAUAGUGAUGAAUUAUUUGUAGGGGACCUAAAGUGGGAGAUGUCAAAAUGAUUCCAGUCAUGUGCCCCAUAAUGACAUUUUUGUCAGUAAUGGACUGAACAGUGGUGAUCCCGUUAAGAUGAUGACAGAACUGAAAAAUACCUGUUGCCUAGUGAUGUUGAAGUUGUCAGAUAGGAGUGUGACGCAUUGCUCACAUGUUAGUGGUGAUGCUGGUAUACACAGACUGCUGCUGAUCAUACAGAAGUAUAACACUGUUACGUAGGGUACAUAGGAUCUGAUAAUGAUAAUAAAUUGUUACUGGUUUAUGUUUACUCUUCUACUUCUUCAUUGUUAUUUGAGAAUAUAUUCUUUCUACUUAACAUUUUUUUUAAAGUUUGCUGUAAAACUGUAUGUUUUGUUAUGCCAAAAACGGCUUCGUUCAUCUAUUUACCACGUUUCAGUUGCAUUAUUAUUCUUGUGCUUGAUUUAAUCUUGUUUAUUUUGUUCAUCAUUGACCCCUGAGCAACCAAAUCCACUGCUAAUGUUGACAGUGAGAAGCCAUGUCAAGAUAUUGACCUGGAAAUGAAAUUAGAGUGAUUAAGGACUACAGAGCUGGAAAACCAGUGGUGGUUAUUGCUCAGCAGUCAGGCAGGUCCCAUUCCACCAUAGCUAUAGUCUUGAAGAAUAAGAACAAAGUGACAGAAGCUGUUGAAGAAACUGCUUCAUUAAAGGCAACGAGAUUAACAAAGAUUUUGUGAAGGGCCUAUAUCAGGUGUGGAGAAAUUUAUAAUGACCUGGAUUGAAAGCCAGACACAGAAGCCUGUAUCUCUCCACACCUUGACAGUCACGGCCAAGGCAAAAUGUUUGUGAUGCUGAAAGAAAACACUAGACCCAACUACGAUGUUGCAUGUACUGCAAGCUCUGGGUGGUUUAAAGGAUUCAAGAAUGAAUCAUUAUUCAUUACAGAAUGUGAAAGUGAGUGGUAAGUCUGCUAGUACAGAUGUGAGGGCAGCUGAAGAAUUUUUGGAGACUCUAGGUUAGCUGAUUGUAGAGGAAAAUGACUUGCCAGUACAAAUAUUCUAUGUGGAUGAAACCUCCCCACCCUGGAAAAGGAUGACUGGAAGGACUUUAAUCCAUAAGGCCAAUCAGUAUCAGGUUUCAAGGCUUCUAAGGACAGGAUAAGAGUCUUGCUUGGGGGGCAGUACUAUAGGCUACAAAUGGAACCUCUGAUGGCACAGUGAGAACCCCAGGGCCUUCACCCGUAUCAGCAAGCACAUAGUGCCAGUGCACUGCAGGAAAAUGGGUCACAGAUGACCCACCUCCUCACCCAAGAUGCCCCCCUGAAUUGCUACUGCAGCAAAAUGGAGAAGUACUGUUUGGAGAAUGACAUGUCUUUCAACAUUUUAUUGUUGGUAAUGCUCCUGAACAUCCUUCUUUUAUUGGUGAUCUUCACCCCAGUACCAUAGUAGUAUUUCUCCAUCCAAACACCACCUCUUUGAUCCAGCCAGUGAAUCAAGAAGUUACAGCAGUUUUUAAAGCCUUGACCUUUGCCCAGGCUAUUGUUGCAACAAGAAAAAGUCUGAGAAGACACUAAUGAAAUUAUAGAAGGAUUAUAAUAUCUAUGACUUUGUGAAAACACCCUAGCUUAGGGUGAAGUCACCUAGCAGUGCGUGUAAGGCAUCUGGAAGAAGACACUCAAGAGGUUUGUCCAUGACUUAAAAGGAUUUGCCAAGGAUGAAGAGGUUGCAAAAAUCAAGCAGGCUUUGGUUAGGAUGGCAGCCAACCUUAACCUGGGUCUGGAUCGAGAUGACCCAGAGGGGCUCCUACAGGUGGCUCCUACAGGUGGCUCCUGAGGAGCUAAUGAGGAGCCAUUCGAACUGAAACAGGACCACACAGCUGAAAAAAAGACAAGAGAAAAUGAAACUGAAAAAGAACUCCCAAUAAACUUCACAGUGAAAGGUUUAGCAAAACUUGUGCAGACUUGAAUAAGCUCCUUAAAAAGUUUGAGAACAUGGACCCCAACACAGAAAGGUUCUCAUAAUAGGAAUGUUCAUGGUGCAGUAUCUGCUAACCAGCAAGUCUAAUGAAAAAAACAAACCAAGGAAAAUUACCAAGGUCUGGAAAGAGUGAAACCUCCUCCUGAAGAGCCUCCAGUCCUUCAUCAGGAGGAGUGCCAGAAGAAAGUGUCAUGCCCUCAGAGCUGACAAGACAGCCCCAGGCAUCGGAAGACCAGACCUUCUGAUGCAACAAGAUUUGGAGGUGAAAGACAGUGAUAUUGAUGAUUUCAACCCUGUGUAGGUCUAGGCUAAUUGAAUGUGUCUGAGCUUUUAACCAAAAAAGUUUUUUUUAAAGUGUUUUUAAUAGAAAAGCUUAUAGAACAAGUAUAUAAAGAAAAAAAUUUUUUAAUAUAGCUAUACAAUGUGUUUAUGCUUUCAGUGGUUAUUAUAAAAAGUCAAAGCAUCUUAAAAACAAUUUAUAAAGUGAAAGGUAUAGUAAGUUAAGAUUAAUUUAUUAAACGAUGCCCCAGCUGGUGUGGCUCUGUGGCUUGAGUGCUGGCCAGCAAAUCAUGGGAUUGCAGGUUCAAUUCCCAGUCUAGGGCACGUUCCUGGGUUGUGGGCCAGGUCCCCAGUAAGGGGUGUGUGGGAGGCAACCAGGCAUUGAUGUUUCUCUCCCUCUAUCUCCCUUCUUCCUCCCUCCCUCCCUUAAAAAUGAAUUUUUUAAGUUUUUUUUUUCCAUGAAUUUAGUGUAGUCUACAUGUAUAGUGGUUUUUUAAGGUCUACAGUAGUAGAUAGGAAUGUCCUAGGCCUUCACAUUUACUCACCACUCAUUUACUGAGUUACCCAGAGCAACUUCAGUCCUGCAACCUCCAUUCAUGGACUACCGGACAAAACCCUUCUGCUGCAGCGCGUGUCCGUUCUCCUCGAAAUUCUUCUCUGCCUACAAAAGUCACUUUCGGAAUGUCCACAGUGAAGACUUUGAAAACAGGAUUCUCCUUAAUUGCCCCUACUGUACCUUCAAUGCAGACAAAAAGACUUUGGAAACACACAUUAAAAUAUUCCAUGCUCCAAACGUCAGCGCACCAAGUAGCAGCCUCAGCACUUUCAAAGAUAAAAGCAAAAAUGAUGGCCUUAAACCUAAGCAGGCUGACAGUGUAGAGCAAGCUGUUUAUUACUGUAAGAAGUGCACUUACCGAGAUCCUCUUUAUGAAAUAGUUAGGAAGCACAUUUACAGGGAACAUUUUCAGCAUGUGGCAGCACCUUACAUAGCAAAGGCAGGUGAAAAGUCGCUCAACGGUGCUGUGCCCCUAGGCUCGAAUGCCCGGGAAGAGGGAAGUAUUCACUGCAAGCGAUGCCUUUUCAUGCCAAAGUCCUACGAAGCUUUGGUACAACAUGUCAUCGAAGACCAUGAACGCAUAGGCUACCAGGUCACUGCCAUGAUUGGGCACACAAAUGUGGUGGUUCCCCGAUCCAAACCUCUGAUGCUGAUUGCUCCCAAACCUCAAGAUAAGAAGGGCGUGGGACUCCAGUCAAGAAUUGGUCCCCUUGCUUCUGGAAAUGUCCGAUCUUUGCCUUCACAGCAGAUGGUGAAUCGACUCUCAAUACCAAAGCCUAACUUAAAUUCUACAGGAGUCAACAUAAUGUCUAAUGUUCACCUACAGCAGAACAAUUAUGGCGUCAAAUCUGUGGGGCAGGGCUAUGGUGUCGGUCAGUCGAUGAGACUGGGCCUGGGUGGCAGCGCGCCCGUUUCUGUCCCUCAGCAGUCUCAGUCUGUGAAGCAGUUACUUCCAAGUGGAAACGGGAGGGCUUACGGGCUUGGGUCGGAGCAGAGGUCCCAGGCACCAGCAAGAUACUCCCUGCAGUCUGCCAAUGCCUCUUCUCUCUCAUCAGGCCAGUUAAAGUCGCCUUCCCUCCCCCAGCCACAGGCAUCCAGAGUAUUAGGUCAGUCCACUUCCAAACCUACUGCUGCCGCCACAGGCCCUCCCCCUGCCAAUACUUCCUCAACCCAGAAGUGGAAAAUAUGUACAAUCUGUAAUGAGCUUUUUCCUGAAAACGUCUACAGUGUGCACUUCGAAAAAGAACAUAAAGCUGAGAAAGUCCCGGCAGUAGCCAACUACAUUAUGAAAAUACACAAUUUUACUAGCAAAUGCCUCUACUGUAAUCGCUACUUGCCCACAGAUACCCUUCUCAACCACAUGUUAAUUCACGGUCUGUCUUGUCCGUACUGCCGGUCAACAUUCAAUGACGUGGAGAAGAUGGCAGCGCACAUGAGGAUGGUUCACAUUGACGAGGAGAUGGGACCUAAAACAGAUUCUACCUUGAGUUUUGAUUUGACAUUGCAACAGGGUAGUCACACUAACAUCCAUCUCCUUGUGACCACUUACAACCUGAGGGAUGCGCCAGCUGAAUCUGUUGCUUACCACGCCCAGAACAACCCUCCAAUCCCCCCAAAGCCACAGCCAAAAGUUCAGGAAAAAGCAGAUAUCCCUGUUAAAAGUUCACCUCAAGCUGCGGUGCCCUAUAAAAAAGAUGUCGGGAAAACCCUUUGCCCUCUUUGCUUUUCAAUCCUAAAAGGACCCAUAUCUGAUGCACUUGCACAUCACUUACGAGAGAGGCACCAAGUUAUUCAGACAGUUCAUCCGGUGGAGAAAAAGCUCACCUACAAGUGUAUCCAUUGCCUUGGUGUGUAUACCAGCAACAUGACCGCCUCAACUAUCACUCUGCAUCUGGUUCACUGCAGGGGUGUGGGAAAGACCCAGAACGGCCAGGAUAAGACGAAUGCACCGUCUCGGCUCAAUCAGUCACCAGGACUGGCACCUGUGAAGCGCACUUAUGAGCAAAUGGAAUUUCCCUUGCUGAAAAAGCGAAAGUUAGAAGAUGAUAGCGACUCGCCUGGCUUCUUUGAAGAGAAGCCUGAGGAGCCUGUUGUUUUAGCAUUAGACCCCAAGGGUCACGAAGAUGAUUCCUACGAAGCCAGGAAAAGCUUCCUAACAAAGUAUUUCAACAAGCAGCCCUAUCCCACCAGGAGAGAGAUUGAGAAGCUGGCAGCCAGUUUAUGGCUGUGGAAGAGUGACAUUGCUUCCCACUUCAGUAACAAGAGGAAGAAGUGUGUCCGAGACUGUGAGAAGUACAAGCCUGGUGUGUUGCUGGGCUUCAACAUGAAAGAAUUAAACAAAGUGAAGCACGAGAUGGAUUUUGAUGCUGAGUGGCUAUUCGAAAAUCAUGAUGAGAAGGAUUCCAGAGUCAAUGCUAGUAAAACUGCUGACAAGAAGCUCAACCUUGGGAAGGAAGAUGACAGUUCCUCAGACAGUUUUGAAAAUUUGGAAGAAGAAUCUAAUGGAAGUGGCAGCCCUUUUGACCCUGUUUUUGAAGUUGAGCCUAAAAUCUCUAACGAUAAUCCAGAGGAGCACAUACCGAAGGUAAUUUCUGAGGAUGCUUUCGAGUCUGAGGAGAAGCUAGACCAAAAAGAGGGAGAGGGUUCCAAAUUUGAAACUCUUCAUUUGACUGAGGAACCAAGCAAACUAAUGCAUGAAGCUUCUGAUAGCGAGGUCGACCAAGAGGAUGUCGUAGAGUGGAAAGACGGUGCUUCUCCGUCUGAGAGCGUCCCUGGCUCCCAACAGGUGUCAGACUUGGAAGACAACACGUGUGAAGUGAAGCCAGGAACCUGGUCCGAUGAGUCUUCCCAGAGCGAAGACGCAAGGAGCAGUAAGCCAGCUGCCAAAAAAAAGGCUACCAUGCAAGGUGACAGAGAGCAGUUGAAAUGGAAGAAUAGUUCCUAUGGAAAAGUUGAAGGGUUUUGGUCCAAGGACCAGUCACAGUGGAAGAAUGCAUCUGAAAAUGAUGAGCGCUUAUCCAACCCACAGGUGGAGUGGCAGAAUAGCACAAUUGAUAGUGAGGAUGGGGAGCAGUUUGAGAGCAUGGCUGACGGCGUGGCUGAGCCGAUGCAUGGCAGCUUAACCGGAGUUAAACUGAGCAGCCAGCAGGCCUAGGUGCCAGGGCCUCUGGCAUUGUACGUGCUGCAGCCUGGACUUCAGUUCUCCUUUGAGUAUGACUGCAAAACUACUCUUAACUGGUACGGCCUUCCGAGCGCUGGGUCCUCAAGCUCUGCGGACCUGUGGCCGCUGCGACCCCAAUGGUUACUUCUGUGCCAGGUGAUCUUGCUUCAGAACUUGCUGUGACACAGUAACUCAGUGUGAAAAACCAGUAAGCUGGUGGCUCACAUAUGCACAUGAGAAAAAGCAAAGGUUUAUUUUAUCUGCCUUCUCAACAUUUCUUUCCCUCUGUAAAAUGUUUGGUUGGAUGUCCUUAAGAAGUGUUCUGAUUCGCAUGGUAGCGUAGGGCCAACAUACAAGCUACCAGUGCGACGUGUACAGUAGACUUCGGGGAAGUUUGGUUUUUUUCAUGUAUUCAUUCUGAAUAGUUGAAUUGUAUAUUUGUACAGUCUUUUAGACCUAUUCAAGUGAUGCUUAUGAUAUUGUUACUGUGUACCCAUCAUAGGUUUUUUUUAGUGUUGCCCUUGCUGUGUAAUAAACGCUGUAUCUAGUUUACCUAGCAAAGCCUGAAACGACGCUAGUAUGGACUUUUGAACAGACUUAGUUUUUGCACAUAACCUUGUACAAUCUUGCAACAGAGGCCAGCCACGUAAGAUAUAUAUCUGGACUCUCUUGUAUUAUAGAAUUUUUCUUGUUCUGAAUAUUCUUGACAUUACUGCUGACAAACAAAAACCGGUAUUUCAGGACCCGUUUUCUGAAAUCUUUUAAGCUAAAAUCACAUGCAAGAAUUGACUUUGCAGCUACUAAUUUUGACACCUUUUAGAUCUGUAUGAAAGUGUUGUGUUGACGCAGCAGACCAACGCGUGCUGCAUUUUGGAUAUUUAGUUUUAUCUUUAGUUAAACACCACCUGGUGUAUUCAUUUAUACCAUCUAAUAUAUGACACACUGUUGUAGUAUGUAUAAUUUUGUGGUCUUUAUUUCCCUUUGUAUUCAUUUUAAGCAUCUAAAUAAAUUGCUGUAUUGUGCUUAA
Messenger RNA from Artibeus jamaicensis (Jamaican fruit-eating bat), 7020 nucleotides. It is a transcript of the gene ADNP, whose product is annotated as activity dependent neuroprotector homeobox. NCBI's taxonomy places the organism in Eukaryota, Metazoa, Chordata, Mammalia, Chiroptera, Phyllostomidae. Gene Ontology annotation, cellular component: nucleus. Gene Ontology annotation, biological process: regulation of gene expression. The transcript has 2 exons. The coding region runs from base 2874 to 5987 and encodes 1037 amino acids. The record is from RefSeq and is a predicted model, not a curated record. Gene Ontology annotation, molecular function: DNA binding.